AUGAAAGGUCUGGCGUACGCCAUGCUGGCGAAUGUCCCGCCGAUAUAUGGCAUCUACAUGGCCUUCUUUCCAGUCCCCAUCUACGUGCUCUUGGGCACCUCUCGACAUAUUUCCAUGGGAAGUUUCGCCGUGAUUACCCUGAUGGCGGGGAAGGUUGUGAUCAUGUAUCAGAGUCAAAUGCCGGGCAAAUCGGUACCUGAACAUAUGACUCCCAAUUCCUCGGCGUCGCUCCUGGAGGACAUUAGGGGUGACCCCACCGUCCAGGUUGCUUCCGUCGUCGCCCUUACCAUCCUGUUGUGGGCGUUGCAAAUGGGAAGCGUGGCGGUGUUUCUCUCCGAUAUCCUGGUGAGUGGGUUCACGACGGGGGCUGCCGUCCACGUGGCCACCUCCCAACUCAAACACGUCUUCGGUCUUGCGGUCCCCAGGCAUGAUGGACCCGGGAAAAUUCUCAGGACGUAUCGAGAUCUCAUCCCUAUGCUCGUGAAAUCGAACGUGGUAUCUCUUAUCAUUUCCGGGGUCAAUAUUUUCGUAUUGAUCGUCAACAACGACUACCUCAAGCCGUAUCUGGCAAAGAAAUGCAUAUUUCCCGUGCCGAUCGAAUUGAUCUGCGUGACGAUCGGGACCCUGCUAUCCUACACGACGGAGAUGAACAAAAACUACAACGUCAGCGUCGUCGGCUACCUUCCAAAUGGACUGCCAGCUGCGCAGGUGCCACCUGUCUGGUUAAUGCAGGACAUGAACUUCCUCAUCCAGUGCUUCAUAAUCGCCAUCGUCAGCUACGCCAUUUCCAUUUCUUUAGCCAAGCUCUUUGCCCGCAGGGGAGGCUACGAAAUCGCCCCUAAUCAGGAACUCCUCGCACAGGCUGUAUUGGCAGCGAUCAUCCUGGUGGCGCUGAGGGGGCUGUUCCGCCAGGUGUCAGAUCUUAGGAGAGCGUGGCAGGUGAACAAGUUGGAUGCGUUCGUCUGGCUCGCUACCUUCCUGUCGGCAGUCAUCAUUGACAUCGAUUUCGCCCUCGGCAUCGGCUUCGCCGCAUCCGUCUUUACUUUGAUCCUGCGGAACCAACGGCCCAAGGCCUACCUCCUAGGGCAUAUUCCCGAAACUGGCAUCUAUGUCGACAUUCGCCGAUACAGUCUCGCAAAGGAGGAGGAGGGGAUAAAGAUCCUGCGUUAUGAGGCAGGUCUCAACUUUGCAAACCGGGAGACAUUCAUGCAACUAGUCUUCCAGCUCACACACCUUGAACCUGCCAAAUGGAAGAAGAUCGUGGCGAAGUACCAGAAGAAUCUGGCUGCUCAACGUGGAAAGAAGGCUGAGAAGGUGAAGAAGGGGAAGAAAGGGAAGAAGGGGAACGCAGAGCUGGUGAUGCAGACGAACGGCAGCUCAGAGCCGUCGGCAACAGCAACGAUGGAGGAGAAAAUGGAACCUCAACUUCCUUUCCGGAAUCUCAUAUUCGAUAUGACGGGAGUGACUGCCGUGGAUGCCUCAGGCGUCAUCACCCUCACCCGCAUCUUCACCGACUACACCAGCAUUGGUGUCAACGUUUACUUCGUUGGAGCCACGGGGAAGCUCACUGAACUUCAGAAUGAUCUGGAAGGUGAACAGUUUUAG
Messenger RNA from Darwinula stevensoni, 1605 nucleotides. The record is from the annotation of a GenBank genome assembly. Lineage: Eukaryota; Metazoa; Arthropoda; Ostracoda; Podocopida; Darwinulidae.